AUCAUCUUUUCGGAAGAAUUCCACAACCAUCCAGCCGAAAACUUUAUCAAAACAACUUGAUUCUUUCAACUACGCCAAUCAGUCGAAUUUUCAUUACGACCAUCCUCCUUCCCCAACUAUACACGAAUGUUUACCGAACAAAGUUAAUUUUCAACCCCAGCUGGCCUCCAUUCCCAGUGACAGCGAUGCUUCAUCAGGAAUCUGUAAGGAUGAGUUGAAUACAAACGAAAAAAACUACACCGAUCGCAUUCUAACUAAAAGCAACAUCACACCCAAAUUAUCAACUCCGUGCAAAAGUAUUCCGUCAAACUACAAGACAGAAAUGAGCAAUGACGAGAAAACAGUUAAAAGCGAAUUUAAGUUUUCCGAAAUUAGCUUAAGUUCUGAAACAGAAUCAUGCUAUUCAACGCCUGAGAAAUCAGUUGAAUAUUCACCGAGAAAAUUAACAGAUAUUUACAAUUCUCCUGAUGUGUUAAAAACUGGACAGGCUGAAGUAAUACCAGAAUGUAAUUGUUUUCCUUCCAAUAUGGGGCCUCCUGAACCAGGAUCUUUCUACACUCAUCUAGGAUCAUCUCACAGCCUUAGCGGAUUAAGAAAACAUCUAGAAGAACGAACCGGUUUGGUCGGUUCUUCGAUCAGAAUUGAGAAAGUGUGUUAUAGUGGGAAAGAAGGCAAAACACCCCAGGGUUGUCCGAUAGCGAAAUGGAUAAUAAGAAGAUCUGGUCUUGAAGAGAAGUACUUGGUCAUUGUAAAACAUCGACAAGGCCACUUUUGCUCUUCGGCCUUUAUAGUUGUGUGUAUCGUAGUUUGGGAAGGUUUGGAUAGUAACGACGCCGAUGACAUGUACUCGACGCUCUGUCACAAACUGAAUAAGUUUGGUACCCCGACAGCUCGCCGUUGUGGCACGAACGAUACCAGAACCUGCGCUUGUCAAGGUUUGGAUCCUGACCUAUGCGGUGCGAGUUUUUCAUUCGGUUGUUCUUGGAGCAUGUAUUACAACGGCUGCAAAUACGCUCGUUCAAAACUUAUCAGAAAAUUCAAGUUAACCGAGCAAACUGAAGAAAAAGAACUGGAAGAAAAGUUUCAAGCCCUUGCAAAUCAUAUAUCUCCCAUGUAUAAAAAUCUCGCACCGAAAUCGUUCGAUAAUCAGUGUCAGUAUGAAGAAACAGCUUCCGAGUGUAGAUUGGGACUGAAUCCUGGGAGACCUUUUUCUGGUGUGACCGCGUGUUUGGAUUUUUGCGCACACGCCCAUAAAGACUCCCAUAACAUGAACAAUGGCUGCACCGUGGUUGUUAGUUUGACAAAACACCGCGAUCUCAAUAAAGCUGAAGACGAACAACUCCACGUGCUUCCUCUAUAUACCAUUGACAAGACUGAUGAAUUAGGUUCCGAAGACAAACAACGUGAGAAGAUGAAUAAUGGCAGUAUCGAAGUCCUUAACAAAUACCAGUGUGAGGUGCGUUUAAGGAAUGAACCUCAGCAACCAUGUCGAAGAAGAAAAAGAAAAGAUGAUGGAAACGAGAAAAGCAAAGCAGAAAGUCCCAAGAAGAAUGGCGUUUCUGUAAAGGACCAAAACACAUCUCCAUCAUCUGCCUACCACCACCCGCAUCAUCAACAAACUUUCCUCAACAAUAAGCACGAACUUCAAAGCGAUCAAGUUACAAGUACAGUAUUUGAUGCAUCCAGUAGAAAACACGGUAAAAAUAGUAAGUUAAUAAGUAACAGUAGAAAAGGACCUCAGUNCAAAAUAAUCCAGUGGUUUUACUGUAUAACUUGCAAAAGUAUUAAACUAUUUUAA
Agrilus planipennis (emerald ash borer) is the source of this 1798-nucleotide messenger RNA. RefSeq names its product DNA N6-methyl adenine demethylase-like. NCBI's taxonomy places the organism in Eukaryota, Metazoa, Arthropoda, Insecta, Coleoptera, Buprestidae. The transcript has 4 exons. Gene Ontology annotation, cellular component: nucleus. The coding region runs from base 323 to 1798 and encodes 491 amino acids. The record is from RefSeq and is a predicted model, not a curated record. Gene Ontology annotation, molecular function: DNA 5-methylcytosine dioxygenase activity. Gene Ontology annotation, biological process: positive regulation of transcription by RNA polymerase II; oxidative demethylation.